CAGUUUCCAACUCUUCCAGCCGCAAUUGCUCCACCUGCCGCUCCCUCUUAACAAAGCACCAGAAGGUGGUGGCUCUAAUGGGGUCCCACCCCGUUUUAUUUACCUCGCAACCCCGGUCUCACCCUCUGUCCCCCGCGUACUGCUUCAUCAUACUCUGUUUUUAACCCUAGCGCGAUGUACAGCUCUGAUCACAGCCCAUUGUAAGGGAAGCCUACUGAAAAAUACCUCGAGUAAAUACUGAGGAUCUUCAAAAUGCAACUGUUUUAUUGACCGUUCAGAGCUGACGUUGACACCGGAGAGAAUAGUGAAGAUGGGCUGCUGCUCGGGGAGGUGCAUGUUGAUGUUCUUCUGCACUUUUCAACUGAUCACUGCUGUGGAGAGACAGGUGUUUGAUUUUCUAGGUUACCAGUGGGCGCCUAUCCUUGUCAACUUCUUGCACAUCAUUGUGGUGAUAUUGGGCUUGUUUGGGACAGUCCAGUAUAAGCCCCGUUAUGUAGUUUUGUAUAUAGUCUGGACCAUGUUUUGGGUGACUUGGAAUAUCUUUAUCUGUUGCCUUUAUCUAGACCUCGGAGGGCUGUCAAAGGACAGCGAUUAUAUGUCACUGGGACUUUCAUCUCAUCGUUCAUGGUGGAAGGACAAUGGUCCGGGCUGUGGGAACAGAAACCUCCCGACCACUAGAUGGCAGCAUUUGGACAGUCCUGCUUUUGUCUCCGAACUAAGCUGCUUGUUAGAGUAUCAGUACAUCGAGGUUAUGCACAGUGCCCUCCAACUGUUCAUUUCUGCCUUGGGAUUUGUAUUUGCCUGCUAUACCGUCAGCAUCUUCAGUGAAGAGGAAGACACAUGUUUAUUUGUAUAAGUGACAGUGUCCAGAUGUCAACAUUGAGAGGGGAAAGAGAUAGCAGGAAAGGACUUCAAGCUUUGAAAGUAGUGAAAACAGAAACCAGUUCAGAUGGAUUUUAAAUAUUUAUAUAUGUAUAAACAUAAUCAUACACAAAAAUUUCGAAAAUAAAACUGAUGCACCCAAACUCUGCCCUUACAAACUUCUUGAAACUUUCAACCCCUUUCAACACCUUGGAACUACAAGACACAAGGCAUCUGUAUAGCUAUCCAAGCCAAAGCAUACAGACAUUAACCCCACACGAUUUUAUGCUUACAUAUUUAUUGUAUUUUUUUUUAGGAGCUGAUUUUUCUGUAAAACAUUUUCAUGACUGACUUCUUGCUACCUCUGGCAAUUCUGUCUUUUUUAUUUUGAAUCUGUUAAAUCUGUGACUUCUAAUGUUGUACAUUUUUGUUUAAAUCAGAGGACUUUAAACAAUGCAGAGAUUUCUUUAACUUCAAUGGUUUAAUGUUGAAGAUUAAAUGAAGAAGAAUGAAUUGUUUUACAUGCACUUGUUUUAGACUAAUAACGUUACCAUAGCUGCCAACUUUUGAGUUUAGCUUGGAGUGAGACUUCGCCAACGGUGUGUGUGUGUUGGGGUUGUCCUGUUUCUAGAUUAGGAUGCUCUCUGCACAUGCACAUGCAAGAUCUAUUGUUCGCUUUCCAUCUCUGCCGUGCGUGCGCGGCGCAACACGGUUUGGAGCACAGUCUCUGCCUCGCGUACACAUUCGCUUUAGAUUCCGGGAGAUUUUAACUAAUUUGCGGCAUAACUAGUCGAUCACGAGUGGCUCAACAGGUAUAUCCAUAGAUAAAAUCUUUCUGGCAUAUAACCAACAGGUGUUGUGUCGAAUUUUGACCCCCUGAUUGCCUAAUCAGGUACUGACUUCAAUUCCCUAAUCCUACCCCUCCCCCACAAAAUAAUUUGGCGGGGGUCAAAAUUCGAGAUUUCGACCGAAUUUCGCCCCUUCUCGAAUUUCACCUUACACAUAUCCAAGCCUACCCAUCUCUGCCCCCUGAUCCCUAACCCCACCCCUAAUCCUAACCAUCUCCACCCCUUAUCUGGAUCCAACUCCGCCCCCUGGAUCUCAUGUCCUGCAAUGAGGUGCUACUGGAAUUUAGCACGACCGGCAGAACACCUGGUUAACACUAGCGUGUGGCAUGUGAGCGUGUGAAACCAAUCAAAUGAGUCUUACGGCCAAGGUCAAGAGUGAGAGUUGGCAGAUAUGUAGUAGCCUACAGAGCAAAAUACUGUUUAUUUUUUAAUGAUCAAUAUUAUGUCUCCUUUACUACCAGUAACACAGGACAUAUUUGUGUCAGUAUGGGAGAGAGAGCAAUUAUAAUAAAUGCAUGUAGUGGUCUGUAUCAGUGGCCCAAAGAAAAACGUUGUAGCACAUAGAACAUCAAACCUCAUUUUGUAAAAGUAAAUAAUAAAAUAUUUACUGAAUCCUGUA
This is a messenger RNA of Pimephales promelas (fathead minnow), 2328 nucleotides long. RefSeq names its product sodium/potassium transporting ATPase interacting 5 (gene nkain5). The record is from RefSeq and is a predicted model, not a curated record. Gene Ontology annotation, biological process: regulation of sodium ion transport. Lineage: Eukaryota; Metazoa; Chordata; Actinopteri; Cypriniformes; Leuciscidae.